Molecule: messenger RNA, 1174 nt
Organism: Rana temporaria (common frog)
Lineage: Eukaryota; Metazoa; Chordata; Amphibia; Anura; Ranidae
Gene: COMMD4
Product: COMM domain containing 4
Exons: 8
Coding region: 105-698 (197 amino acids)
Source: RefSeq, a predicted model, not a curated record
AGAAGACAGGGUGCGUGUUCAGUUCUAAUAAAGUUGUUGAAGGGGGAGUAGUCACAUGACCGGUGUGUGGUCAGCUGACAGGAAGAGCUCGUGUUGCUGACAAUAUGAGGUUCCGUUUCUGCGGUGACUUGGAUUGCCCUGAUUGGGUUCUGGCAGAGAUCAGCACAUUGGCCAAAAUAUCCUCUGUUAAGCUAAAGUUGAUCUGUGCCCAAGUGCUAAAAGAACAGCUGGGAGAAGCCAUUGAUUAUGAAAAAAUUUUGAAGCUAACAUCUGAUGCUCGUUUUGAGUCCAGUGACAUUAAAGCGACCAUUGCUGUACUUUGUUUUAUUCUUUCAAGUGCAGCCAAGCACAAUGUUAGCAGUGACAAUCUGUCCAGUGAGCUUCAGCAACUGGGGCUUCCCAAAGAACAUGCCGUCUCUUUGUGCCGCUCUUACGAAGAAAAGCAGACCGCUUUACAAGAGACAUUGAGGGAGAGUAGCCUUCGCUUAUCGCACUUAUCUUCAGUAAGCUGGCGUGUAGACCAGACUCUUAGCUCCAGUAUUCUCCAGGAAGUCGAUGAGCCCUUGGUCCACCUCAAUCUUCAUGUGGCAGAUGCUAGAAACUCCAGUCCAGUUGCUGUGACUGUGUCUUCUAGUAAAUUAAGAGUGUUACUAACAGAAUUAAAACAAGCCCUCGAAAUGAUGAAUGCCAUCAACUGAUACUGCUGAUCUUUAUCGGCUCUGCUGUCUAGGUCUUCAUUUCAUAAGAGACUACAAGAACUUUGAUAAAUGGGCUUUUGCUCAUGACCAUUACAUCCUCAGUAAAGUCAAGUAGCUCUUUAUAAACACUGAGCUCUCCAAGCUAUUCAUGCUUUCAGAAGAUUGGCCGCAUUAUGGACCAGGAUAACAUGCAGUGGACUGGAGAACAUAACUUGACUCUACGCUGUUGUGACGUCUAACAAAAAGAAGUCACAUUGAUUCAUCAGCGUUCAGCUGGAGAUUUCAGCUUUGUGAAUUUCUACGCUUAUAUUUUCUGUGUUAUAUGUGACUAAGUAAGAGAAAUCCAAUUUCAUUCCCAGCACUUUCAUCUUAUUACAAUGGUCAUUUUCUAUGUUGUCAUUCAAAGCUUUCCUGGUUGUUGUUGGCAUGGGUAGAUUGUCAGCAACUAAUAAAACACUUUAUUACUAUAGGAGCUA